GCGACACAGUGUUUGAACUUUCUGCGACAAUACACCCAGCCAUCAUUGUUCGAAUCCAGUCUUUACAAUCUCCUUUGGGACUUCCGGCGUUGAUAGGAAUACGAUUGCCGCGCGUGGCACUUUUGAAUUCCCUUGACAGGUCUCCGUAGUCGAGCCAACGGAGGAGGUUUGGUUGCGAUCAAUCAACAUCUUUCGCAACAAUGCCCGACACUGAGAAAUCCCCGGCGGAUCUGAAGCACGAGACUUCGGAAACUCCUGCUAUGGCGACAGAGGGCACGACAGCGACACAAGAGCCAGAGGCGGCCACGCAAGAUACGACCGCUGCGACGGAAACCGGAGACGCCACGGUCGGUAAUCCUACGGAUGCGCCAAAACCAUCGGCCGCUCAAGAUGAGACGACUGGAGAGGUUGAAGAUGCUGAAAUGGGUGGUGUAGACGACGAUGCAAAAGGUGAAGACAACGCGGACACGGAGAUGAAGAGAUCGGCGAUCUAGGGAAGACUUGCUGACGAUGGUGCAGAUGGACAAUCUGAGCAGACCAAAUCAGCAAUCGAAGCCGCGGCGAGCUCUCAUCUGGUUGCGCAGACGCAUCAGAUCAUUCUCCCAAGCUACAGCACAUGGUUCGACAUGACGACGAUACACCAGCUCGAGAAGAAAUCCCUACCAGAGUUCUUCAACAGCCGGAAUCGCAGCAAAACCCCCGCCGUGUACAAGGACUAUCGUGAUUUCAUGAUCAAUUCGUACAGAUUGAACCCCAUCGAAUACUUGACUGUAACCGCGUGUCGGAGGAACUUGGCCGGCGAUGUUUGUGCGAUCAUGCGCGUGCACGCCUUUUUGGAACAAUGGGGUCUCAUCAAUUACCAGGUCGAUCCCCAAACUCGACCCGCCAAUAUCGGGCCUCCUUUCACUGGACACUUCAAGGUCACAGCAGACACUCCCCGCGGACUCCAACCUUUCCAGCCUGGUUCAAAGACGGCGACGACCCCUGGGAAGCCUCAUCCUUCGACCGACCGUGCUAAAUCUGCGACUCCCGCGUCCAAGGCCGAUCUGAAUAUGGAAGUCCGGAGAAAUGUCUACGACAGCAAAGGCAAAGAGGUCAAAGCAAGCGAAGAACCAGAAAACCAGGCAAAUGGAGAGGAAAAGUCGGCCAAUGGCGAAACGACGGCGAUGGUUUCGGCUGCAAAAUCAAACAGAAAAACGUUCAACUGCUACGCCUGUGGCGUUGAUUGUACACGCUCUCGCUUCCAUUACGCCAAGUCAGACACGGUAUCAAAUGCCACCGGAGACAACAAGUACGAUCUAUGUCCAAACUGUUAUUUCCAAUGCCGCAUGCCCAGCAACCACAGAUCGUCGGAUUUCGUGAAGAUGGACGAACCCGAAUACUCACACAUCCCAGACAAGGAUGCCCCUUGGACAGAUGCAGAAACUCUGUUGCUGUUGGAGGCAAUGGAAACGUUCGACGACAACUGGGUGGCAAUCUCAAAACACGUGGGGACGAGGACGAGGGAAGAGUGCGUGCUCAAAUUCUUGCAGCUAGACAUUCAAGAUCCAUACCUCGAGGACGGUCCUCUGAAAGGCAACGGCUUCAUGAAGGCACUGUCUGGAAGAAGUCCACUUAGCCAGACGGACAACCCAGUCAUGUCGGUCAUGGCUUUCCUGACUCAGAUGGCAGAUCCAAAGGUUGUCGCUGCAGCUGCAGGUCGAUCGAUCGAGGUCAUGCAGAAAGAGAUGCGAGCACAGCUUGAGAAGGGAAUGGGUGGUGCCGCCGAACCAGAUUCCGACAAGGGCAAAGAAAAAGUCAAGGCUGAGGAUACGAUGGAGGUGGAUGAGUCGUCAGCUGCUGUGGAAAAGACCACCUCGGACGAUUCUGGUGCUGCGGCCGCAGCUGUCGUGACCGACCUCGCGACUGUAGGCACGGCCACGGCGGCGGCGCGAGCGAGCGGACUUGCGUCUUACGAGGAGCGCGAACUGACUCGCAUGAUCGGUGCCGGUGUCAACCUCACAUUACAAAAACUCGAGAUGAAGUUGUCCCAGUUUUCGGAAAUGGAAGAAACAGUGCAGACGGAGCGCAAAGAUCUGGAAAAGAGUCGACAACAAUUAUUCUUGGAUCGGCUCGCUUUCAAGAGGAGAAUCGUCGACAUGGAGAAUGCAUUCCGACAAGCCAGCCUGAAGAAUCCAGAGGAAGGAAUGAGGAUGAUGAGGGAUGCAGUCAACAGCAAUGCGAACCAGCGAUUUGGAUUCCAGGAUGGAUCGACGAGUGAGACCAACGGACAACAGCCAUCGCCAACUGCCAAGACUGAUGAUAAGAAGACUAUCGAGCUCUAGUGAAGCCCUGGCAGUCGAUUCUUUUCGGCUCGAGUUGAAAGUUUUGUCAGUAUGCUAUGUACUCUACGCCUGGAGCUCUCCCCCUCCCGGAUCGGCGUUAUAUCUCUUUUUUGAGGUGUGGGAAAAAUGAUAUCGCACAGAAAGGUCCUCGAUCGAAACGACGUGGACGUGUGUUGUGCGUGUGUAACGUAUUCGGGAAGCAGGAUGGUACGGGGGUGGUGGGCUUUUUCUUUUAUUUUAUGUUUGAGAAAUGUCGACCUUUGUCGUUUGUGUGUCUUUUUAUGAAGAAAGGGAAAGGCAUUCCGUGUCAUUUAUGCUAUACUCUUGCCCAGGUCAUGCUGUGCUGUGCUAUGCCACCCUUGAAGGAGUGUGUGUUUGUUCAAGGCACCGCUGGACGUUUGUGUGUCGCAAUCGUGCCGUGCCUUUUGUGUUAAACACCAUAAAAAAGAUCAUCUUCAGUCUUUUGCCUUGGUUCAUUGAGCCCUUGGAGGUUAUGUAGGGAUUCCGAUUCCCACUUAGCUGUCUACGUCCCUACACCACCCUCAGCAGUUGAAUAUUGAUAUGUAUAUAUACCUCAG
This is a messenger RNA of Exophiala oligosperma, 2902 nucleotides long. RefSeq lists its product as hypothetical. Gene Ontology annotation, molecular function: DNA binding; histone binding. The record is from RefSeq and is a predicted model, not a curated record. Gene Ontology annotation, biological process: positive regulation of DNA-templated transcription. Gene Ontology annotation, cellular component: SWI/SNF complex. Lineage: Eukaryota; Fungi; Ascomycota; Eurotiomycetes; Chaetothyriales; Herpotrichiellaceae. Bases 627 to 2324 code for a protein of 565 amino acids. The transcript is spliced from 3 exons.